Messenger RNA from Saprolegnia diclina VS20, 1300 nucleotides. RefSeq lists its product as hypothetical. The record is from RefSeq and is a predicted model, not a curated record. Lineage: Eukaryota; Oomycota; Saprolegniomycetes; Saprolegniales; Saprolegniaceae. Gene Ontology annotation, molecular function: oxidoreductase activity. The transcript is spliced from 4 exons. The coding region runs from base 1 to 1200 and encodes 399 amino acids.
AUGGCGAAGCAGACCAAGGCUGAGUCCCGCCGGGCGCGCGUGGCCGUCGUCUGCAACGGCGACAGCGUCAUCUCGCUCCGCCGGCAGAACCUUGCGCGCUACCUCAGCGCCUGCAUGACCAUGGGCGGGUGGUGCGAGAAGGUCUCGCUCGUCUCCAUCAAGGGCACUGUGCCCAGCACCCCGUACGAGGUGCUGCGGCGCGACGGCGCCGUCUUGGCCUCCAAGGACGUAGCCUUCACGUCGGACGCAUCGAUCCUCGCCAACUGCGACGCUAUCUUCCUCUGCGUCGACCUCAUCGAACUCGACGCUGUCGCCAAGAUUGUGGCCGCGACCAUCAAGGGCUCCAAGACGAAGCAGGUGAUCGUGCAUCUCGAGGCCUCGCUCAAGCGCAAGGACGGGCUCGAGAAAGCGUUCUUUGCCGACAAGACGUUCCUCCAGGGCGGCGCCUGCUUUGACGUCGUCGUCGAUGACAAGGGCGUGCUCAUGCCUCUCUCCAACGGCGCCCUCUUCAUGGAGCGGCUUCCGAAGGAGAAGGAAAACGCGCUCUUCUGCCUCAGCAUCAUCGAGAGCUGCGCGCUCCAAGUCAUUAGCCGGCGCAACCUCCGAGCGAUUCACUGGUCCAACGCCAUCAUCAACUCGGUGUACAUGGUCUGUGCGCUCACGGGCCUCUCGGUGCUCGACGCGCUCCGCGACCGCAAGUGCCGGCUCAUCUACGCCGAUCUCAUGCACGAGAUGACCAAGGUCCUCGACAGCGUCGCCAAGGAUAAGAACUGGCAGCUCGACCACAGCGGCAACUGCGUGCUCCCAAUCCCGCUGCUGCUGUCGCUCCUUCCACUGCCGAACGCGAUCUUCAACCACCUUGUGUUGCGGCUCGUGGACUUUGGCGUCUCGGUGAUUGACGACGGCCAUCCACUUCUGACGACGGAUGUGGCGGGCGGUCUCUUGACGGAGGUCCCGUACGAGUACGAAGACGUGUUUGAACUCGCGACCAAGACCAAGGUUGACGUUCCGACGUUGACGCAGAUGAAGAAACUGCUCUUGGCGGCGGCCGAGACCAAAAAGACGGGCCGAAUCAGUGCGGCAGCGCUACAUGCGGCGAUUCAGCCGAGCGCCGAGAGCCGAAAGCACUCGCGCACGUUUGUGCUCAAGGUCUUCGUCACGAUCCUCAUGACCGUUUGGCUGAUCCACUCGCUCUUGUAAGACCAACACAAGAAUCUGAUAGUACGAGCGUUCACCUCGUGUAGUUAACAGUGGAGGUAGACGUCAUAAUGGCGAUGACAAGGACAUGAUUGAGCACAAA